Messenger RNA from Blastomyces dermatitidis ER-3, 2146 nucleotides. Its product is annotated as ribonuclease T2. Gene Ontology annotation, molecular function: RNA binding; ribonuclease T2 activity. Gene Ontology annotation, cellular component: extracellular region. Lineage: Eukaryota; Fungi; Ascomycota; Eurotiomycetes; Onygenales; Ajellomycetaceae. Bases 183 to 1637 code for a protein of 484 amino acids. Gene Ontology annotation, biological process: RNA catabolic process. The transcript is spliced from 6 exons. The record is from RefSeq and is a predicted model, not a curated record.
GCGCCACAGACAAAUCCCCGGCAAUGGGUCAGGGGCAGAUGGUAUCAUGGCCUAAGUGCAAGAUGUGCAUCCUGGCAACCAUAAACAACGUUACUCUGUCAGUUUGUGUGUGAAGAUAGGCUCUUCUUUCAUGCAAGUGUUGGAAUGUGAUCAGAUGUUGAUUGGCUGUUGAGCUCGUGCCAAUGGAAGUCCCUGGGUUUGCCGAUACAGGCGGCUUAGGGAGCUUAGUGGCUGCGCUGCUGACCUUGGGCAACCUCAACCUCAGAACAAGCUCAUCAUAUCCGCAUAAUUCCCAUCACCUCCCUAUCGCGCAUAGGGUAUUCGCAGUCAUCAACAUGAUGACGAAAGAGACGUUGCGGGAAGCAUUCAUCGCGGUGGCAAGACCGCUGAAACUCAAACUUCCCUCUCCAAAAUCAGUCUUGCGUUUUGCGUCACUAGGAACAUCCCAAAUUCCACUCUGGAAUAACCAGCCCGUUCAGCAAGAGUCAGAAGUGGCUGAAUUCUUUUCUUGUCCAAGUCCGCAGCUGAGCUGCAAAGUUGAGUUCAAUUCGCAGGAUAGGUGUUGCUUCAAUUAUCCGGGUGGGCAACUUUUACAGACGCAGUUCUGGGAUGCCGAUCCACCCACGGGGCCGGAGGAAGGCUGGACAAUCCAUGGGUUAUGGCCUGACCAUUGCGAUGGGAGCUACGAUCAAUACUGCGACUCCAAUCGCCGCUUUCAGAAUAUAUCCUCCAUUAUAGAGGAAAGUGGUCAGCUGGAGCUAUUGGACUUGAUGAGGAUGCACUGGAAGGAUUUUCGCGGUGAUGAUGAGGACCUAUGGGAACAUGAGUGGAAUAAACACGGGACUUGCAUUAGUACUCUGGAACCUCGAUGUUACCCGAAUUACGUUCCCCAGCAGGAGGUCGUGACUUACUUUCAGAAAACAGUUGAUUUGUUUCUCGGAUUGCCUUCUUAUGAGAUUCUUUCCGUCGCUGGGAUCGUGCCAUCAGAUACACAAACUUACGACCUUGAUGCUGUUGAGUAUGCAUUAAAAAAGGCACAUGGCCACAAUGUGGUAGUUAGGUGUCGGAACGGUGCGCUCAACGAGAUAUGGUAUCAUUUCAACGUUGCAGGACCACUUGAGUCGGGCAAAUUUGUCCCAGCAAUUCCAGUCGGUGGACCAUCCAACUGCCCUCGAAAUGGAAUUCGCUACAAGCCCAAGAAUUCGUCACCUCGAAAGCCAUCUAGUACAAGGACACUCCCGAAGCCAACCGAAACUCCUCCAACGGGAACCCCGUUUGUCGGCAAGGGAAACCUAAUGGUGCAAUACUCAGGAAGGCAGCACGGUUGUAUCAUCAGCCGUGGAAGUUGGUUUGCUGCUGGGACAUGCGCGACGUUCCGCGCCUUCCCAUACACUGAAGAUGACCUCUACCUCAAAUCAAGCAAAGGCCUCUGCGGUUUUGAUGACGACGAUAACUUUAUUUGCGGCGCAGAUAUCGACGAACCAACGGCAUUUACAGCGAUUGGCGAAAAAUUAUCCCUCAACGAACAAACUGUAUUUUACUCAGAUGCCGUCCCGAGACGCCGAGGCCAGAGCAUAAUAUACGAAUCUUCACGUGGACAUCCAUUAUCGUUGGAAAUUCACUGGCGCGGCGUUUAAGCCGUCAUUUACUUCUGCCAGCCCCGUUUCGUUUAAUGCUAGGCGAUUUUGCUGCGGCGUUUUACAGAUAAGCCAUCCAUGAUGGCUUACCUUUUUUCCUACAGCGUUUGUGUUUUACAUGUCGCCAGGUAGGAACGGCGUUUCGGUGCCUUCAGUGUGUUGGCUCUAUAGAGAUAAUCGAUAUAGAUUAGAAUAAGUUAGUUAACCUAGUUAACGUAAUUUUAUAUUAGGUAAUAUAUGGGAGCGCUUGAUUUUAUUGUUGUGGCUAUCUUCUCAUUUUUAUUUAGCUUGAUGCACCUUUGCUACAAGAUAUGAAUUUGUGCGAAUUCUUCUUCCAACAUGGAUAAUUAGGCCUUUAGUAGCCAGAUGCUGGAGUACAGAUGAUGACACUGUCAUGCACAAAUCAAAACAUUAAAAGAAAAACAGAGCUGAAUUGAACAAAAAACACCAAUAAAUGAAAAUUAAAACCACCAAGUUGAACAUCAUCCGAAAAAGGGGAAAUUUUCUUU